Bradysia coprophila is the source of this 1277-nucleotide messenger RNA. RefSeq names its product alpha-tocopherol transfer protein-like. Lineage: Eukaryota; Metazoa; Arthropoda; Insecta; Diptera; Sciaridae. Gene Ontology annotation, molecular function: phosphatidylinositol bisphosphate binding. Gene Ontology annotation, cellular component: membrane. The record is from RefSeq and is a predicted model, not a curated record.
GAUGGCAGUGUGAUCAGUGCAAUUUUUGUGCACAUUGAGUACGGUCAGUUGGCUCGAUCAAAGCAAAAGGUUUAAAGGAAUAUAUGCCUUCAUUGUAGAUUAACCAAAUCAACUUUUUUAAUUCGGCGUUGUGAUUCGUUUCUAUAUGAUAUACUGAGAACAGUGUACGAUCAUCGUGUGUUGAACUUAUUUGUGCGCAAAUUGUUCAUUUUUUGUCUCGUAUAAUUUUGUGAUAUUUGUUUUGCCGAAAAAUCGAAAUGGGUGUUGAAGGUGAUAAUAACUUGUUGGCUUUGCAGUGUUGGUUGAAGACUAGGACUCAUUUACCACAGAAUAUUGAACCAUUGCUGCUGCGUCGUUACAUCCAAUCGUGUCGGAAUGAUUUGGAAAAGGCUAAAAAAUUACUGGAAUUCAGUUUCACUAUGCGCAACAACAAUCCGCAGAUCUUCUUGCAACGUGAUCCAACCGACAAAAUUACUCAAAAAGUACUCGAAAUUGUUGACAUGAUACCGCUGCCUAACACUACCAAGGAAAAUUACAAAGUUCUGUUCUAUCGUCUCGUUGACUUUGGUACGGAAAAUUACCAUUUCACGGAAAUCAUUAAACUGUUCUUCAUGGUUGCUGAUGUGCGAUUAAUCACUCCCGAUCCAAAUGGCCUAACAGAUGGCGAAAUUCCGAUUUUUGAUAUGACCGGAUUUUCGUUGAGACAUUUAACGAAGGUUGUGCUGUCGUCGCUGCGAUGUUAUAUGAAAUACACACAGGAAGCCCAUCCAGUUCGAUUGAAGCAGAUACACGUAAUCAAUUGUUCGCCAUUCCUUGAUCGCGUGUUGGCUCUUUUGAAGCCGUUCAUAAAGAGCGAAGUUUUCAAAUUGAUUCAUUUCCACGCACCUGGUGCCGAUACAUUGUACAAAUUCGUCCCAUUGGAAUUGCUGCCAAAUGAAUAUGGCGGAAAGGCUGGCAGUCUGGGAGUUUUGAAGAAAGAAAUGGUUGAAAAGCUGAUGAGUAACAGAGAAUAUUUAAUGGACGAAUCAAGAUGGAAGUUGCAGUCAACGACGAAAGGGUCGCAGAAAAUUGAACAAGAAGUAAAUGCCAAUUUUCGAACAUUAUCCAUUGAUUAGUUAUAAAAUGUUAAGUUAAGUUACUUGUUGGUAUAGAAAUCGUAAGCUGUAAAUGAACAGAAUUUAUUUAGAAAUAAUAUUUUUUUUUAAAUAAUUUUACUUCGCAAACUUUUUUGUAAUUGUUUAACCUCAUGAAGGUGAAAUAAAUUGAUUGAGGUGCAU